Molecule: messenger RNA, 1145 nt
Organism: Pieris rapae (cabbage white)
Lineage: Eukaryota; Metazoa; Arthropoda; Insecta; Lepidoptera; Pieridae
Gene: Zip88E
Product: zinc transporter ZIP3
Exons: 4
Coding region: 107-1009 (300 amino acids)
Biological process (GO): zinc ion transmembrane transport
Cellular component (GO): plasma membrane
Molecular function (GO): zinc ion transmembrane transporter activity
Source: RefSeq, a predicted model, not a curated record
AAACACACAGUACUAUCUUGUCUGCUCGUUGCGCAGACAUCGGUCGUGUAACUGGCCAUGUUUUGAUUACAUACAUAUUUUUAAAACGUUUUAGUGUGGACCUAAAAUGGAGGUGUCAACUGCAAAAGUGAUAUCUAUGGUGGCCUUGGGGCUUGGGAGUUUCGCUGCUGGUGUGGCACCAGUGUGUAUUUCAGAAAGAGCCAGACAGCGGCAUCCCCUUUUUAUUUCUUGUCUGCUCUGUUUUGGAGGUGGUGUUCUACUAUCCACGUCGCUCACCCACAUUCUGCCGGAAGCCAGAGAAAUUCUAGGAAAAUAUUCAGAACUUGGAUUAUGUGUUGGUUUCUUUCUGGUUUAUUUUGUAGAUGAAUUGGUUCAUUUCUUUUACGGGGCACAUAACAGCAGCCAAAGAGAGAGAACUAGUUAUGGGACUGAGGAAUCUCGUCUUUUGAGGGAUGAUGAAAUGAGAGAAAGUUGUGGUGGAGCUGCUGAUAAUCCUCGUAUGUGUCAUGUUAGCCAUAGAGCACCUUGUAAUAAGAGUUAUUCGGGGGUCAUAGGUUUAUUAUGUGCGUUGCUCGUGCACAGUUUUUUGGAAGGACUUGCUAUUGGACUGCAAGAAACAGCAUCGCAGGUUCUUCUUCUUCUAGCAGCAGUGGCCUGUCAUAAAUUUGUUGUGGGUUUUUGUCUUGGGGCUGAAUUGUGCGCGAGUGGAAGAAGCCUUAGCGCUCACAUCGUGUCAAUUCUACUCUUCAGUGGAGGGUCAGUUGCAGGCAUCGGGUUAGGUACCGGUCUCGAUGCUAUAAGCCAGCUGAAGAAUUCAGUUUCUGCGUCCAUCCUGCAGGCAUUAGCUGCCGGAACGCUUCUGUAUGUAACCGUGAGUGAAGUUCUUCCAAGGGAAAGAGCCCGCUGGCAUGAACAAAAACGUUUAGCGGGUGUUGCACAGUUCUUCGCUGUGACAACAGGGUUCGCUGUCAUGUAUCUUUCUACGAUGUACUUAGAUCAUGCAGAUUAGUGAGGGAGGGAUUUCAUAUGAUUUGCCAUAACGCUUCUAAUUAUAAGUUUACCUAGUUGUAGAAUUUUUUGACUGAUCAGACGACUGUCCAUUUAAAUUUAACGGAUAAUGUAAUUAAAUGAAAAACGUCUUCGAA